AUGCCCCUACUCAUUCAAAUAUAUUGUGACAUAAUCCAGAACUCUAUUUUAAAAUUUUACAAAUCCUUUAGGAACUGCACUAGUUUAACAAUCCUCCUCAAGAUGGGAAGCAGAAGCGAAUAAUUCAAAAACUUGAAAGUAAGUUGCAAAAAUCACAUUUAAAUUUGGAUAUAAAAUUUCUUUGUUAGUGGAAAGGAUAAUAAAGUUUAGAACUACUAAUUUUAAUUUUCCAGGUAGAAUCCUUUAUAAUUUGGUUAAUAAAAUACAAUAUUUACUUUGACUUUAGCCACAAGCUCACAGUUAUGCGUAAAUAAACUUUGGAGGAUUAGAAUUUAUGAUCAUCCAAAUAUAUGCUAAUAUAGUAAAAAUUUUGGGCAAUUUUUGGAGUUUUCAAAAACAAUAAAGGCCCUUAUGUGGCAAUUCAUACAACCCAAUUUUAAUAUCCUAUAAGCAUAUAACUUCACAUUUUAAUUUGUAACCCCAUUCCUAUCAACUCCGGGACUUCGAUUUGUAUAAAUUCGAAUUAUUAUUCUCCAUUUUAUUAUAAUUGAGACAAGUUUGAGGCAUAUAACAUGUAAAUUUUGCUUAAAGCACAGCAUCAUAUAGGGGAUACAUUGUAAUCAGAUCUUUAUUGUAGAACUAGGAAAUUUAUGUAUUAUAUAAUUAUUUAUAGAAAUUCUAAUCCUAGGUGGUAUAUUAUUUAUUCUCUAAUUGCAAGUGCUUAAAGUCCCAACUUUUGUUUUAAAGUGUGAAAGUGAAUUGGCUAGAAAAAGUCUCAGAUGGAAAAAGUGCUAUAGUUGUUACAAAGAUACCCUAUUUUUAAAUAAUUAUUAGACCAGAAAAUGUAUAUCUAUGAGGCUCUUCAUUUAUUUUAUAGUUCCUAAUAAUUUACAUGAAAUCUUUAUUUUAGAGGUCUUAAUUAGCAAGGACUUUUAAAAAGGAGACUAAUAUAUUGAUUUUACAUAUUUUACAAAGCAGUAUUCAGAGGGUUUUAUGUUUGGCAACCACAAAAUUUUCUUAGGUAUCAACAGAGAAAUAAUUUGUUUAUUACCUAUACAAUUGAUAAUCCACAUUAUUCUUUAAUUAUUUAUUUUGAUACAAUUUUUGGAUGUAAUUUUAAAGCAGUGGAGGGUAUUUUAUUAAACAUCAACAAUAAUUAUAUCUCAAUAUUCCCUACAUUAUUAAUAACUUUUGAGUGUUUUAGAUAGAAAAAUAUUGUUAAAGAUAAAUAUUGUGCUCUAUCGGAUUAUUAACUAUUAUCUAUUAUUUAGUCCAUUUUUUUAUACUGUUCAGAUGAAAAUACUUGCACUUAACGGAUAUUUUGAUAAUACAAUUAUUAAAUUAGAUCCAUUUCAGUGUUGUCCUUAAUAAUUUUUCAGUAAUUAAUAUUUUAGAUUCGUGAAUUUUCCUUAAGAAUGUUUAAGCUUGUUUUGA
Molecule: messenger RNA, 1434 nt
Organism: Paramecium octaurelia
Lineage: Eukaryota; Ciliophora; Oligohymenophorea; Peniculida; Parameciidae
Source: the annotation of a GenBank genome assembly